AUGUCGUGCGCUCUGGGUACACUUGUCAGUGCAAGCUCGGCUACCAUCCGUACAAUGAUGAUCGGUUUCCAACAUGUGAGAAGACCUGUAAUCAGCUGGAAGAGAUUGCUUCUACCGACCGAUGCCUUCCAAAAGCUCAACUUGGCCAUCGAUGUCUAUCUAAGAAACAGUGUCCAGGCUUCGCUGACUGUAGAUUUGGAACGUGUCAAUGCUUAUGUGGAUAUAAGCAGGUUCGAGACAACAUCCUUGGCACUCGCUGCACGAAUCCUGAUGACCCCCUCAGUCUGA
Cooperia oncophora is the source of this 288-nucleotide messenger RNA. Lineage: Eukaryota; Metazoa; Nematoda; Chromadorea; Rhabditida; Trichostrongylidae. The record is from the annotation of a GenBank genome assembly.